AUGCCGCAGUACGACCACAUCGGCGCCAAGUACGACCAGGCCAGCGAGCAGUUCUACAAGCUCCUCGAGGGCAAGCUCAUGCAAAACGCCCUCGGCCCCGAGCUCGCCAAGCGCCCGCCGGGCCUCAAGCUGCUCGAGUUCGCCUCGGGCACCGGCUUCUACACCUCGCGCGUGCUCUCCUGGACCGACGGCUCGCCCGCCACCACCAUCACCUCGAUGGACAUUUCCCAGGCCAUGGUCGACGUCAACCGCGCGCACAACGCCGACGCCGUGUCCGCGGGCCGCCUGCGCCUCCUCACCGCCGACGGCGCGCAGCCCACCUCGUACGCGCCCGACGGCGUCACCGCGAGUUACUUUGACGGCGCGUUUGGCGGCUGGUUCCUCAACUACGCCGAGAGCCGCGCGGGCCUGCGCGCCAUGUUUGACAACAUCGCGCUCAACAUCAAGCCGGGCGGCUUCUUCGUGGGCGUGGUGCCGUACCCGACGGAGGACCUGGCGGCGAGGGGCAGGGCGUGCAAGGAGCCGCCGCUGAGCGACAUUUACCCGUACCUGGAUUUCACGAGGGAGCUGGCCGACGGCUCCGGGUGGUACUUUACGUGCCAUGUGGACGAGACGCUCAGCUUUGAGACGGCGCACCACAGGAGGUCGGUGAUGGAGGAGACGGCACGGGAGGCGGGCUUCACGGAGAUUGAGUGGUCAGAGGCCAAUCUGCCGAGGGAGGAGUUUGUGCCCGAGGGGGCGACGGUGACGAAGGAUAUGUCGCCAGAGGUGUACCAGGCGUACAAGGAUGUUGGCAUUCUGGCCGUCAUCAAGAUUUUCAAGAAAUAG
Molecule: messenger RNA, 828 nt
Organism: Akanthomyces muscarius
Lineage: Eukaryota; Fungi; Ascomycota; Sordariomycetes; Hypocreales; Cordycipitaceae
Exons: 1
Coding region: 1-828 (275 amino acids)
Source: RefSeq, a predicted model, not a curated record